UCCCUCCGACCACCUUUGUCACAUUUUCCACUGCCCAUGUCCCUUAGAACAUGGAGCAAAUUAUGCCAUCAUUAUUACCCUCUCUCUCAUCUCAAACACCUCAAUAAAAACCCCUUCACUCAACAUAACUCACUCCCCUUACUUCUUCAACCAAUCAUCCUAAGAGAUGAGAAAAACACAACAACAACAUAAAAGUAAACAAAUAAAACCACUUCAAUCAUUGUUCUAGAAUCCAAUCCAAUCCAAUUCAUCAUCCAUUAUCCAUUAUCCAACCAAAUCAAAAACCAUCCAAUUUUUUUACUAUACUUUGUCUUCCAAAGUCAUAACUCAAAACCCCUUUUCAUUUUCUAACAAAAAAAGCUCUCUUUCAUCAUAAAAAUCUUUCCUUUAAUCAUGGAAAUUGAGUCGGCAAAGUGUGAAUGUUGUGGCUUGAAAGAAGAUUGCACACAAGACUACAUAACCGAUGUGAAAUCCAAAUUUAAUGGAAAAUGGCUAUGUGGAUUAUGUUCAGAAGCUGUGAGAGAUGAAGUAAUGAUUGGAGGAAAAAAACCAUGGAACAUGGAUGAAGCUGUGAAAGCUCACAUGUCAUUUUGCAGAAAAUUCAAAUCUAACCCUGCUGUUAGAGUAGCAGAAGGUAUGAGACAGAUGCUAAGAAGAAGAUCAUCCAAUGAUUCAUCAUCAUCAUCAUCUUCAUCAACAACAUCUUCAUCUUCUUCAAAGAAGUAUUCAAGAUCAACAAGCACUUCUCAAGUUGGAGAUUCUUCUACUUUCUCUUUCUAUUGAUGAUGAUCAAAAACCAAAAACAGAGAUACUCUGUUUCCUCUGUUUUUUGGUUAGAAUAAAAUGUUUUUUUUCUUUCUUUGUUUUUGUCAUGUACAAAGUUGUAAUUUCAGGUAUUUUCUUUGUUUUUACCAACUGAUUCCUACUAGUUUGGUAUUCCUAAUAUCUUUGUCA
Molecule: messenger RNA, 954 nt
Organism: Lathyrus oleraceus (garden pea)
Lineage: Eukaryota; Viridiplantae; Streptophyta; Magnoliopsida; Fabales; Fabaceae
Exons: 1
Coding region: 394-783 (129 amino acids)
Source: RefSeq, a predicted model, not a curated record